GCUUUCUCUGCCCCCGCCAUUUCCCAACUAACCCCAACUCAAAAUGCAAACCAAAACCCCAAUAUCUCACCCCAUUCUCCUCCCAAGCCCUAACCGCCGCACCUCGCUCCCCCUUCCUUCCCUCUCCCGCCUCGCCUCCCGAAGCUCCGCGCCAAUACGGCGCCGUACUGCUCUAUUAACCUCUUGCAGCGUUCGUGAAAGCGUCGAGUACGAUGGAGACGAUGGCGUUUUGGUCCCUGAAGCGUGGAGGUGAAGGCGGAGGAGUUGGAGAGUCGAGAGUAUAUGGAACCAGAUGAAGGAGAUCGCGAUGUUCACUGGGCCCGCUACUGGGCUGUGGCUGUGCGGCCCACUCAUGAGCCUCAUUGACACUGUGGUCAUCGGUCAGGGAAGCACAAUUGAGCUCGCAGCUUUAGGGCCUGGAACUGUAAUGUGUGACUAUAUGAGCUAUGUGUUCAUGUUCCUUUCGAUUGCGGCUUCGAAUUUGGUUGCCACUUCACUUGCGAGACGGGACAAGAAUGAAGUGCAACAUCAGAUAUCUAUCUUGCUCUUUCUUGGAUUGGCCUCUGGCUUUUUAAUGCUUUUAUUUACGAUGUUCUUCAGUUCAUGGGCACUAACUGCUUUCACUGGAUCAAAGAAUGCAGAGAUAAUUGCUGCAGCAAAUAGAUACGUUCAGAUACGAGGAUUGGCAUGGCUGGCACUCCUUGUUGGUUGGGUUGCUCAGAGUGCAAGCCUUGGCAUGAAAGAUUCUUGGGGUCCUUUGAAGGCCUUGGCUGCGGCCAGUGUCAUAAAUGGUGUUGGUGAUGUAUUCCUGUGCAGCUAUUUAGGCUAUGGUAUUGCUGGUGCAGCAUGGGCAACCAUGGUGUCACAGGUUGUUGCAGGAUAUAUGAUCAUUGAAGCUCUGAACAAAAAAGGUUACAAAGGGUAUGCUCUCUCCAUUCCAUCAUCCAAGGAUCUUCUGACAGUAUUUGGGCUUGCUGCUCCAGUAUUUGUGACAAUGAUUUCAAAGGUGGCUUUCUACUAUCUCCUUGUCUAUUUUGCGACAUCUAUGGGUACACAUACCAUGGCAGCUCAUCAGGUCAUGAUACAAACAUUCUGCAUGUGUACAAUGUGGGGUGAACCUCUCUCUCAAACUGCACAAUCAUUUAUGCCGGAAUUUCUGUUUGGAGUGAAUCAUAGUUUGCCUAAGGCCCGUACAUUGCUCAAGUCACUUGUCAUCAUCGGAACUAUUCUUGGUUCAGUAUUAGGAAUAGUUGGAACAUGUGUUCCAUGGUUCUUCCCUAAUAUCUUUACACCUGAUCAGAAUAUCGUACUAGAGAUGCAUAAGGUGCUAAUACCAUAUUUCAUUGCAUUAGCUGUAACACCCCCGACUCACUGCCUUGAGGGAACAUUACUGGCUGGACGAGAUCUGAGAUUUAUUAGUCUGUCAAUGAGUGGAUGCUUCUCUUUGGGUGCACUUCUACUGCUACUUGUGAGUAGUAGGGGAUUUGGUUUAGCAGGUGUCUGGUGGGCAUUGGCAGGAUUUCAAUGGGCUCAGUUUUUCCUCUCUCUAUGCCGCCUUAUAUCCCCGGAUGGUGUACUUCACUCGGAAGAUAUGAGCCGGUAUGAACUCGAAAAGCUCAGAGCUGUUUAGUGUAGGAAUAGAUGAAUCAUGAGAUAAAGCUAGUGGGGAUAAGGUUGCCCCCAUUACUUUUUUUCUGCAAUAUGAGGCUGCCUUUAUUCAUUCAUCGACCCUAGAAGUAGAAGCUGAGGUGCUGCCUCUAGAAUUGAUGAACUGAUAACAAAAUGGUCCCAAGAUUUAGUAUGUCUAAGCAGCACCUUUGUUCUCUUUGGUCACUUGUUGUAAUUGUUAUGCACUUUAGA
Argentina anserina (silverweed cinquefoil) is the source of this 1860-nucleotide messenger RNA. RefSeq names its product protein DETOXIFICATION 46, chloroplastic-like. The transcript is spliced from 14 exons. Gene Ontology annotation, cellular component: membrane. Lineage: Eukaryota; Viridiplantae; Streptophyta; Magnoliopsida; Rosales; Rosaceae. The record is from RefSeq and is a predicted model, not a curated record. Gene Ontology annotation, molecular function: antiporter activity; xenobiotic transmembrane transporter activity. Gene Ontology annotation, biological process: transmembrane transport.